Messenger RNA from Papaver somniferum (opium poppy), 1346 nucleotides. RefSeq names its product probable thiol methyltransferase 2. The coding region runs from base 241 to 942 and encodes 233 amino acids. The transcript has 8 exons. NCBI's taxonomy places the organism in Eukaryota, Viridiplantae, Streptophyta, Magnoliopsida, Ranunculales, Papaveraceae. The record is from RefSeq and is a predicted model, not a curated record. Gene Ontology annotation, molecular function: S-adenosylmethionine-dependent methyltransferase activity.
CCUACCUAUUCCCCAUAAUUCUUACAGUAAAAGAGGUGGUAGGUGCAGCAAAACCCCCUUGAAACCCCUAAAAACACAAAUCCUACUCCUCUUUAUCCUUUUCCACCACCACCGUUGCCGCCACCCUCUUCUUCCCCAACAACCCAUUUUAAAUUUUCUCCUUUGCCCUUGCGUAUUCGUCCCCACAUUAACUACCCAUCAAUUUGCCCUCCAGGUUGAGGUUGGGCAACAAACCCAAAAAUGGAAGAUAAAAACCCAAAAAUGGAAGAUAGAAGAGGAGAAGAAAAUCAUUCAAAUCAUUCUCCAAUAUUUAGUUCCAAGCUGGAAAAAAUGCAGGGUCUCUCGGAUGAGUACUCAGGUCGUUGGGAGAAAUGCUGGGAGCAAGGAGACACGGGAUGGGAUUUGGGUCAGCCAACGCCUGUACUGCUUCAACUUCUUGAGAAGGAAACCCUUCCCAAAGGCAGAGUUCUAGUGCCUGGAUGUGGGGCUGGGCACGACGUGGUUGCAAUUGCAAACCCUGAACGCUAUGUAGUAGGCCUGGAUAUAUCGGAAACUGCCAUUAAGAGAGCAAUAGAGAUAUCUUCUUCAUCGCCGAGUGCCAAAUGUUUUGAGUUUGUAGAGGCGGACUUCUUCACCUGGCAUCCAACUGAGAUGUUUGAUCUCAUAUUUGAUUAUACAUUUUUCUGUGCAAUUGAACCUCGCACGAGAGCAUCUUGGGGAACACGAAUGCAUGAGCUGUUGAAACCAGAUGGGGAGCUCAUAACUCUAAUGUAUCCUACUAAUGAUCGUGAUGGAGGUCCACCUUUUAAAGUUUCUGUGGCCGAUUUUGAAGAGGUUUUGCAUCCCUGGGGAUUCAAGGCGACUUCUAUUACAGAUAACGAGCUAGCUGUAGGAAAACGAAAGGGCAACGAGAAGCUUGGGAGAUGGAAGAGGUGUCAUUAAAAAUUUCUCUCCAUUUUGCACUAAUGGAAAAGAAGAAAGCUAGUAGUACUCGCUGUAUCUAUCGUAAAUAUUUCAUCUAUCUUGGCUCGUAUACACAAGCAGAGAUGUGACAAUCACAAUGACAACCAUCCUCGGAUGAUACAAUCCCCAUUUGAAGCUGUGAGAGAGUUGUGUGAGGUGUAACCUGAGUGUUAGAAUAAACAUUUUUAUUUUAUGUUUUUAGCUGUUACAGUUUUCUGCAGCUGUUAUGACAGAAUUGUUCAGUUUCAAUUCUGUUAUCUGUUAUACACCUCUCUCCUCCUUCAUCUCUAGUGUACUCUGUCGCCUGAAUAAGGCUCUCUUCGUUGUACUUGUAAUCCUUUGUUAUCGAAAUUAAUAAAAUAUUUUGAUACUAGAGUUCUAAA